AUGUUGGGCAUGUGGUCCUUGCUUCUCCUCUGGGGGCUGGUGACUCCGUGCCAGGGGCUGCUUGAGAAGGUGGGCACGCUUGCUCGGAUUGACAAGGAUGAACUUGGCAAAGCCAUCCAGAACUCGCUGGUUGGGGGGCCUAUUCUGCAGAACGUCCUGGGGACAGUCACAUCUGUGAACCAGGGCCUCCUGGGCUCUGGGGGACUGCUCGGAGGAGGCGGCCUGCUGAGCUAUGGAGGAGUUUUUGGCAUUGUGGAAGAGCUUUCUGGGCUGAAGAUCGAGGAACUCACACUGCCAAAGGUGUCGCUGAAGCUGCUGCCUGGGUUUGGGGUGCAGCUGAGCCUGCACACCAAGGUGGGCCUGCAUGGCUCUGGCCCCCUGGGGGGCCUCCUGCAGCUGGCUGCGGAGGUGAACGUGUCGUCGCGGGUGGCGCUGGGCGUGAGCUCUCGGGGCACGCCCAUCCUCGUCCUCAAGCGCUGCAGCACGCUGCUGGGCCGCAUCAGCCUGCUCUCGGGGCUGCUACCCGCACCGCUUUUCGGGGUCGUGGAGCAGACACUCUUCAAGGUGCUGCCGGGACGGCUGUGCCCCAUGGUGGACAGUGUGCUGGGCGUGGUGAAUGAGCUCCUGGGGACUGUGCUGAGCCUGGUGCCCCUUGGGGCUCUUGGGUCCGUGGAAUUUACUCUGGCCACACUGCCUCUUAUCUCUAACCAGUACAUAGAGUUGGACAUCAACCCCAUCGUGAAAAGCAUAGCUGGUGAUGUCAUCGACUUCCCCAAGCCCCCCAAACCCAUCAAGGUGCCCCCCAAGGAGGACCACACAUCCCAAGUGGUUGUGCCUCUGCCCCUCUUCAGCACCGUGUUUGGGCUCCUGCAGACCAACGGUGCCCUUGACAUAGACAUCACCCGGGAGCUGGUCCCCAGCAAUGUGCCGUUGACAACUACAGACCUGGCGGCUUUGGUCCCUGAGGCCCUGGGAAAGUUGCCCCCAGGCCAGCAGCUCCUGCUCUCCAUGCGGGUGAAAGAAGCACCGUCAGUCACACUCCAGAACGGCAAGGCCACCAUCUCUAUCCCAGCUAACAUCCAUGUGCUGUCCUACCCCCCUAAAGGGACCCCUGAAGCCCUCUUCGAGCUGAAUGCAGUUUUGACUUUAAAUGCCCAGCUGGCUCCCUCGGUUACCAAGCUGCACCUCUCACUGUCCCUGGAACGGCUCAGUGUCAAGCUGGCCUCCUCCUUUGCCCACGCCUUUGAUGCAUCCCGUUUAGAAGAAUGGCUCAGUGAUGUGGUCCGGGUGGCCUAUGUGCCGAAGCUCAAUGUGGACCUGGAUGUUGGAAUUCCCUUGCCUAAGGUUCUCAAUGUCAAUUUUGCCAACGCAGCCCUGAAGAUCAUCGAGAAUGCUGUUGUAUUGACCGUGGUAUCCUGA
Molecule: messenger RNA, 1419 nt
Organism: Neomonachus schauinslandi (Hawaiian monk seal)
Lineage: Eukaryota; Metazoa; Chordata; Mammalia; Carnivora; Phocidae
Gene: BPIFB3
Product: BPI fold containing family B member 3
Exons: 15
Coding region: 1-1419 (472 amino acids)
Molecular function (GO): lipid binding
Source: RefSeq, a predicted model, not a curated record